Aspergillus eucalypticola CBS 122712 is the source of this 1674-nucleotide messenger RNA. Its product is annotated as F-box protein. The transcript has 2 exons. The coding region runs from base 354 to 1493 and encodes 379 amino acids. The record is from RefSeq and is a predicted model, not a curated record. Lineage: Eukaryota; Fungi; Ascomycota; Eurotiomycetes; Eurotiales; Aspergillaceae. Gene Ontology annotation, molecular function: protein binding.
UUCUGCUCUACGCAAUCAAUCGCUGCAUUUCUCCUGCAUUUCUCCCCCUUCCAUCGCCAACAGACAGUUCCCUAGACCACCCAAGCCAAUAUAACGGCCAAAAAUACAAAGUUGACAACAGGGGAAUCAACUUCUGUCAUUGUUUUGACUGAGUCUUUCCAUUUAUACAUUUCUCCGCUCGUUGUAGCUUACUCCCGCUUUAUCCACCCCCUGGGCCGACCAUGUUGAGGGGACCUUGAACUGCGGACAAACGGAGUGGGCGACCAGGCAGCGCUUAAAGUACGGACGACAACAUAUUACUGGCAGGCAGAGGAUCUUGUGGGAGGGUUAAACGUCUAGCCAGGUUUCACAAAAUGUCCGACAAGAUUAGUUUAUUACCCUUGGAGCUCAUCCUUCACAUACUCUCCUACCUUCCCUUCGAGUCCUUGCUUGCCUUCGGCGAAACAUCUCGCGCCAACUAUGCGUCCCAUACUCUCUGCCUUGAAUGUCUACGACUAGGAAUUUUCGAGAAGCGCAUUCACUCUGUGAUAUCCUUAUUCCAGGCUGGCUGGACCACGCCGGAUCAAAUGGCGCAGAUUUCCAGUCACAACAAACAAGCGAAUGACUACACAAUAUCCAUCAUCCAACCUGCCAUGAGCCGCCUUGCGAGCGACUUGGACAGCAAGCCUCUACUGAAAAUGAAAAGCUUGAAAAGACGGUGCCCUGCACUACUUGAGAAAUCCCGAACAUUGGAGCAGAUGAUUAGGGAGCAAAAUAGGAUUUUUGCCCAAGUGGUGAAUCGGUAUGGCCAAGGACUUAGGAAACUGGAGUUUAUGGCGUAUGAUCUUGACAGCGAGGGUGCCAUGGCUUUAGCUUCCAAAUGCAAAAACAUAUUGCAUCAUCUAGCAUUGCGCUUUGAGCAUCCACACAUUCGGGACGGCCCCAUCAGACCGAGCACUUGGCUGAAUCCUGCCCCGGGAAGUACGGCAUGGAAUAUGUUCCUCGGUAUAGGACGGUAUGCCCAAUAUGGGCUUUGCGGGCUACAGACGUUGAUCCUGGAGCGGGCGGGCAUCACACCGUGGCAGUUGACCAUGCUUGUGAAGAAGAACCCCAAGCUGACUGUUCUCAAACUGAGAACAUGUCGCGGUGCACAGCCUGAGUUUUUGAACUGGCUAGGUGGAGUUUCCUACGAGCCAGAAGAGCGAGAUAUGGAUGAUAACAUUCUAGCUCCUGGUCGGAAGCUCAAAGUGCUCUGGUUGGAAAACUGCCACCAGGUACUUGCCCAUCCCAUCGAAGACUAUGAACAUCUGCCCAACGAAUCUUGCGACUUUGGCCUUGAAUGGGUCAGAGGUCUGACCAGCUUGCGUUCUCUAUCUUUCAGCGAGAGCGCCAAUAUCCCGCCUGAAUACAUUGACAGGGCCAAUAGUGUCCUUUGGAAGAUACCAGAAGUCAUCUUGCCUUAUUCUGGCCAUGGGGACAAGGCCCCUAUUGAAGUCGAUCCUGGGUUAUUGUAGUUUACACCUGCUUUUUCAUUUUUAUUAAUCUUAUCUUUUUUGUUCUCUAGGGGAGGCUAUCUGUUGUUUCGUCUUUCCGGUGACUGGAGAAUCUUCUUCAGUUACUUUGUUUUGGGAGAUAGACUUUCUGUGCAAACACCUGCAAUUCUGUGCUAAAGCUCCAAGACAACAUAAAUCAGAA